UGUCUAGAAAUCCUAAAAGUCAGCUGUGACAUCAAGAUCAAGAUCAGACCAAACGUAAAGUAAACAUGUCGUCCGGCGGCACGGAGAAGGCCCUGUCGCUGCUCAGGAGGCUGCCGCGCGUCUCCCUCGGCAACCUCAAGCCCAACCCCGGUGCCAACAAGCAGCCGACUCGUGGGCGCGGCAUCUAUGGUGGCAAGACCCAUGGAGCAGGCUCCAAGGGAUCAGGGCAGCGGCAGAACUUCAUGCGGCUCGGCUAUGAGACAGGCAACAACCCAUUCUACCUGCGUUUCCCUUACCAGAAUUACUACAAGGGUCACCACCUAAAGCUGUCAUAUGUGCCACUCUGCAUGGGGAAGCUGCAGCGCAUGAUCGACACCAACAGGCUACGCACAGAUGUCCCUGUUGAUGUGACGCAGUUGGUAGCGACUGGAUUGUUCACCAUCAAACCCAUAGAAAAAGAGGGUGGCAUCUGGCUGCAGGAUGAUGGCAUGGACCAUUUCCAAGCUACUCUCAAUCUGGAGGUGCAGUGGGCAUCAGAGGCCGUCAUUGCUGCUGUGGAACGCUGUGGAGGCACCAUAGUCACAUCAUACUUUGACCCCAUCUCCCUUCAGACUGCUAUUGACCCCAUUUCACACUUUAAAAGAGGUGUGCCCAUUCCCCGCCGCAUGUUGCCGCCACAAGAUCUUAUUGACUACUACAGUGACCCCAAGAAUAGGGGCUACCUGGCUGACCCUGCUGAGGUGGCCAAGGAAAGAUUCAUUUUGUCCCAGAAAUACGGGUACGAGUUGCCGGACAUCAGUGCUUCACAACACAGAGAUAUGCUGCUGGAACAGAAGGACCCAAGACAGAUUUUCUAUGGUCUUCAGCCAGGCUGGGUUGUAAACCUUGAAGACAAGGUGAUCAUGAAGCCCACAGACCCUGAACUAAAAGAACACUAUGCAUCAUAGGUCUUGAAAAUACUUUAAAUUUUCCAGUGUUGUAUAUAUGUAGAAUUAUGUAAGAAAACUACUAAAGGUCUCUGGUUGACUGUUGAGUAAUAAAAUUCUUGCUGUUGUUUGCAA
This is a messenger RNA of Eriocheir sinensis (Chinese mitten crab), 1061 nucleotides long. It is a transcript of the gene mRpL15, whose product is annotated as 39S ribosomal protein L15, mitochondrial-like. Bases 66 to 947 code for a protein of 293 amino acids. The record is from RefSeq and is a predicted model, not a curated record. Gene Ontology annotation, cellular component: mitochondrial large ribosomal subunit. Gene Ontology annotation, molecular function: structural constituent of ribosome. Gene Ontology annotation, biological process: translation. Lineage: Eukaryota; Metazoa; Arthropoda; Malacostraca; Decapoda; Varunidae. The transcript has 6 exons.